This is a messenger RNA of Gadus chalcogrammus (walleye pollock), 2220 nucleotides long. It is a transcript of the gene strn, whose product is annotated as striatin, calmodulin binding protein. Gene Ontology annotation, molecular function: armadillo repeat domain binding; protein phosphatase 2A binding; protein-containing complex binding. The record is from RefSeq and is a predicted model, not a curated record. Gene Ontology annotation, cellular component: dendrite. Lineage: Eukaryota; Metazoa; Chordata; Actinopteri; Gadiformes; Gadidae. The transcript is spliced from 18 exons. The coding region runs from base 1 to 2196 and encodes 731 amino acids.
AUGGACGAGCAGGCUGGCCCAGGGGUGUUCCUCAGUAGCUGCGGUAAGGUGCCCCAGCAGGAUGAGGCGGCGGUCGGAGGAGAGGCGGCCAGGGCCCGCUACAACGUUCCGGAGAUAUUACGGUACAUGCAACACGAGUGGGCGCGCUUCGAGCUCGAGAGGGCGCGAUGGGACGUGGAACGCGCUGAACUGCAGACCCAGGUCUCCCUCCUCCAGGGAGAGAGGAGGGGGCAGCAGAACCUGAGGAGAGACAUGCUGAGGAGGAUCAAGAUGCUGGAAUACACACUGAGCAGGGAGAGGACCCAGCACCAGGGCCUGGGCCCCGGACCCCUGCAGUGCCAUGUCAGGACCCCCACUUAUGAUUCAGAUGAAGAAGAACCUCCCCCCUCCCCUCCCACCACCGCCCAUCAGCUGAACUGGAGUCAGGGAAGAGAGCUGCUCACCCAAUACCUGCAGGAGGUGGGCUGCACUGGGGUCCUCCAGGAGGUGGGGUCCCAGAGACUGAGAGACCUGCUGGGUCUGGGUCCUCCAGACCCGGAGCACAGAGCCCUGCCGGGCCUGGGUCCUCCAGACCAGGUCCUCAGAGAGAAAAACCACCCGGAUAUGAUCAGCAUGGCGGACAUCAUAGCGGUCCUGGAGGAGAGUGUCAGCGACGAAGACGAGGAGGAAGAACAAACAAAACACACCUCAGAGCUGGACUCUAGGUCUUCCACCCCGACCUCCACAACCUCUGACCUCAGUGAUGACCCGGACAUGGAGGGGGCUCUGAGGGAGUUUGACUUCCUGAACCGACCGGCCGCGCUGGGCGGGUCUGUAGAGGACGCCAGCCAAUGGGUGGACGAGGGGCGUGGCCCAGGGGGCGGGGCGUGGCAGGUGGACCAGCGAAUCAUCAGCCAGCUGAAAGAAGAAUACAGGAAAGAACGCAGGGGGAGGAAAGGAAUGAACAGGCCGAACCGCUCCAAGCUGCAGGACAUGCUGGCGCACCUGGUCGACCCGGAUGACGGGGUGCUCCCACCCAGCACCACCCCCCCGCUCCCUGACCUCGGACCCCCUGGGGUCCCGGAGCUGGAAGACACACACCCCGGAGAAGGGUUGGCCCUGGGUGGGUCCAGCGAGGUCCUAGCCUUUGACCAGGGGCUGGCAGAUUUGACCAACGAGGCCCUUAGCCCCACCUACCAGACGGCCCCAAGCGGAGAGACGCUGCUGAAGACCUGGAAGCACAAGGUCACCCUCAGGGGUCACCUGGACGCCCUCCAUGGCCUGACCUUUCACCCCGUGGAGCCCCUGCUGCUCAGCGCUGCGGCCGACCACACCCUCAAACUCUGGAACCUCCACAAGACCACGCCCACCAAGAAGUGUGCUGCCCUGGACCUGGAACCAAUCUACACCUUCAGGGCCCACAGCGGAGCGGUGCUGAGUGUCACCAUGAGCUCUACAGGAGAGCAGAUCUUCAGCGGGGGGGUGGACGGCACCAUCCAAAGCUGGAACACCCCCAGCCUCAACACGGACCCCUACGACCCAUAUGAGCCCUCCGUCCACCAGGGGGCACUGUGUGGUCACUCUGACGCCGUCUGGGGUCUGGUGUACUGCGCCCCCCACCGCCGGCUGCUGUCGUGCUCGGCUGACGGGACGCUCCGCCUGUGGGACGCCUCCGCCACCUCCAGCCCCGCCCUCGCCACCUUCAACCAGAGGGGAGAGUUGGGCGUCCCUAGCUCCUUGGAUGUGGUGGGCAGUGAGCCGGACCACAUGGUGACCUCGUUCAGCACCGGACACAUCGGACUCUUCAACCUGGAGACCCAGCAGCUGGUACUGAAGAUGGACUCACACGCUACCUCAGACACCCCCUGCAGAAUCAACAGAGUGCUGAGUCACCCUACUGUACCCAUCACCAUCACUGCCCAGGAAGACAGACACAUCCAGUUCUUUGACAAUAACACAGGUAAAGUGAUCCACUCCAUGUUGGCUCACUUGGACGCUGUUACCUGUUUGGCUGUUGACCCCAAUGGACUUUACCUGCUGUCUGGGAGCCACGACUGCUCGGUCCGCCUCUGGACCAUGGAGACCCGGACCUGUCUGCAGGAGUUCAGUGCGCACCGCAAGAAGUUCCACGAGUCCAUCCACGCCGUGGCCUUCCACCCCACCCAGUGCUACAUCGCCAGCGCCGGGGCCGACGCCCUGGCCAAGGUGUUCGUAUGACCUCUGACCCAUCCUAUGACCUCC